Molecule: messenger RNA, 988 nt
Organism: Cornus florida
Lineage: Eukaryota; Viridiplantae; Streptophyta; Magnoliopsida; Cornales; Cornaceae
Product: cytochrome c oxidase subunit 6a, mitochondrial-like
Exons: 4
Coding region: 158-448 (96 amino acids)
Biological process (GO): mitochondrial electron transport, cytochrome c to oxygen
Cellular component (GO): mitochondrial inner membrane
Molecular function (GO): enzyme regulator activity
Source: RefSeq, a predicted model, not a curated record
AGUUCCUUCCAAAUUCUAAUCACACUCUUGGGCAAGUCUCUAAUUAUUCUGUACCUCAUACGAAGCAAAUGUAUCUUAUUUCUUCCAUAUUUGAACACCUCCAUUCGGGAGAGACUGGGAGAGAGGAGAGAGACGUGUGAUUUACACACACAGGACAAUGGCGACGGCGAUGUUGAGAUCUGUAACCCGAACGGCCGUCCGCGGUGGUUCACAGUCUCCGGCUUCCAAGCGAACCUUCGCAUCCUCUUCCCGCCAUGAUGACGCUUAUGAAGCGGAAAAGUGGGAAAAGAUUACUCAUGCAGGCAUUGCCGCGUGCACUGUUUAUGGGAUCUAUACUCUUUCCAAGGGUCAUCCCCACUACGAAGAGCCUCCUCCAUACCCAUAUCUGCAUACUCGCAACAAGGAGUUUCCAUGGGGUCCCAACGGCCUUUUUGAGAAGAAACACUGAACCUUGAGAGACAACAUCGUGGGAGUAAAGCUAGGAUUGAUGAUUGUUAGUCGAUCGUGUGAUGUCUUUUUAGCCACCUUGAAGUUCUCUAUGUAUGUUUUGCAUUGUGUACAUCUGAAGUGGACUUUGAAAGCAAUUAUGAGGUAGGUAUGUUGUAGUUUUGUGUUCUAAUAUUUUGUAAGUGAAGUGGUGUAGUUGUAUAGAAGUGGAACAUGCUUUACUAUUAGGUAGGAAAAGUGGGUAGUUCGUAUCAUUGUAUAAAGUAUUAUAAACACAAGGUUUCUAGCAGCGAAGAGGGGAGAUCAGUUGUUUGUAAUCAGAUCAUGUAGAAGUACAAAACCCUCCCAUUGAGCCCUUUAUUACAGAAAGUAGAUCUCUCACUCGUUCCUUGACAAAGGAACGGAACCCAUUGCCAUUGUACUUUAUGGAACCCUUGUUUUGGGACUUUAUGUUGCAGGUUGUUCAUCCUUCCAUGUUUCCUAUUCUGUCACUUUGUUUUUCAUACUAUGAUUGCUGCGAAAUAUAAUUUCCUGAAUAGUU